CGUCAUCUUCUCAUACACAUAUAACACAGCUACUGUGAGACUGUUCAAAGACAACUCUAAAAGAGGUUUGCUGUAGCAACUCCACAACAAUAUGGUCUCGAAAGGCAAUGGUGAAAAUGAUCAAGACUGAGUUCUUAGAGUUUUGAAAAUGGAAGCACCAGGAGAAACACUGUCAUCAAGACUGAUUUCUCUAUUUAAGAACGGACAAUGGGGAGAAGAUGAUGUUGUUAAGUUGUUUAAAGCCCUUGUGGAACAUUUUAAUAUCAGGAAUGACAUCCAUGAUUUUUACACAUGGGUGAUGAAAAUCCUGCAUCAAGUGGAAAUUCACAGGAUCUCAGCAUCAGAUUUGACAUUUUUAAAUGAAACUGUGGAUGAUGAGGCUACAAUUGAGGCUGUAAUUAAUGGCAUAGCUGAAAACACCAAAGAGAAAUUACUGGAAGAGAUUGUAGAGGAAAUCUGUCAACAAGCAGAUAUUGAUGACCAAAUGAUGGUAGAAGUGAAGGAUAUUGUGUCAACUGUGAAUGACAGUCUAUCAGCUUCUACAGCUCCACAUCUACAAGCCAAAAAGGGCAUUUUGUUCAAGAUCUGCAAAGCCGUGGAAAAGACAAAGAACUAUAAACCUCGAGUGACUCAGAUGGUGAGCUGGUGUAUUCUUGUUCUCUCUAAAUCAAGUCGGCUCGUUCAGGUUUUAACAGGAGAAGGAAAGUCAUGCAUCGUGGCAAUGUUUGCUGCAUAUCAGGUUAUGAUAGAGAAAAAAAACCCUGAUAUCAUCUCAAGUUCUCCUGUACUUGCUGAAAGAGAUGCUGAAGAAUGGUCUCCAUUUUAUAAGGAACUAGAUAUAACGGUUGAUGUCAACACUAACAAAUCGAAAGAUGAAGACCUCAAGAAGUGCUAUGAAUGUCAGGUGGUCUACGGAACUACUCAGGAUUUUGCCGGUGAUUUUUUGCGCCAGCGCUUCCACAGAAGAGAUGUGAGACCUGAGAGAAGUUUUCAGUGUGUGAUAGUGGAUGAGGUGGACUCACUUAUGCUGGAUAAAGGUCUUGAAGUGGUCUACUUGAAUAGUAAGGUUCCUCUCAUGGAAAGUUUGAAUGGAAUUCUGGCUGAAAUUUGGUCAAUGGUCAAUCAACUGAAACGUUUAGAGUCUGGAGAGAUUUUAGGCCCUAUUCAGCUAUUCUCUGAGGUCCUGUCUGAAAUCAUGCAUGAAAAUAAAAACAUUGAUCAACAUAGUAUAAUGCAGUUGGUUGUGGAUGCAGGAAUUUAUUCAAUGCCAACAAAAUUCAGAAUAGAGAUGAAGGAAAAUGUAUCAAACAUUUUAAAAAGGCUAGAUAAUGCAAGUGUUGUCCAAAUUGUGGCAUUUUUAACCUUGUUUGAUGUUAACUUUCCAGAGCAUAACUUUAAUCUAUACCAACAAUGCCUUGAUGGGUCUUUACAUAAACUGAAUGCUAUAAGUCGCCAAAGUACAAAUGAAAGACAAGAAAUAUCUCUUCUUCUUCUGGAAAGUGGACAAUGUCGUAUUGUCUAUUUCAAGGAGGACCCACUUGUUAUAUCAAUAGAAAAAAGCAUUAAAAGGCGUUAUGAGUCAAAAGAGGAACAAAUUGAAUCUUUUAUCCCAGGCCACCAUGGUCUCAUUAAUGGUAAGAUACAAAUUUGGAUAAAAAAUGCUCUACUAGCUAAAAAAAUGACUUUGGGUCAUGAAUUUAUUCUUCAUAAAGAUGGAGUCGUUCCUGUUGAUUACAAAUGCACUGGCGUUGUGCAGAAUGACAUGACAUGGGGGGAAGGCCUUCAGCAGUUUCUGGAGAUGAAACACCAAACGAAACUUUCCAACAUGAGCCUAAUCACAAACUUCAUGUCUAAUGUGGGUUUAUUUAAAAACUACUCAAACCAGAUCUAUGGAAUCACAGGAACUGUGGGUGACCAAACAGAGCUUGACAUGCUGAGGAAGCUCUACAAUGGCAUUAAGACCUGUAAGAUUCCCUCAUUUAGACGAAGGAAACUUUAUGAGCUGGAAGGCAUGGUGAUACCUGAAGAGGACGAAUGGAUCAGGAAUGUCUGUAUUGUCGCUCAGAAUCAAGUGACCCCCACAGUCUAUCGAGGUCCACGAGCAGCUCUCAUCAUCUGUGAAACCAUCAAUCAUGCAGAAAUGUUCCACCAGACUCUUGCAAACACCAUCUCAAAACACAAACUAAAACUCUACGUGAAUAACAACAUGGAUAACUCUAUAAUAACAAAUUCUACCAUUCAAGAGGGGGACGUCAUCAUUGCAACUAAUCUUGCAGGUCGAGGUACAGAUCUAAAAGUCUGUGAAAGUGUAAACAAGGCCGGAGGUCUGUUUGUGCUGCAAACCUUCUUACCUCUGAAUGUCCGAGUUGAACAGCAAGCCUUCGGACGAACCGCUCGCCAAGGGAGUCCAGGAUCCGCUCAGCUUAUCAUGUGCGCCAAACAUUUUUCUGAUUCUGUGAAACUAGUGAUGGAUUUAAACACAUCUGUCACCAGCUUACUCGGUCGCUUGAACUGUCUUACAUCUAUACUGUUGUCAUGUGAUUCCACAGAUAAUUUGUUUGAGGAUACACUUAAUUAUUACCUGGAUAAUCGCAGCUUGCAUUAUAAUGGGGCAAUGGUCUCUGCCCUAACAGAGCUCUUAACCAUGAAAUCCCUUUCAUCACAAAACUGGAAUCUGAAAAUGGCAAAAGAUGCCAGAAAUACUUUGGUGAAAAUCAGACUCUCAAGCUUUCUUGAAAAAGACAUUCCAAAAAACACAAAAGAGGAAGAGCUUUUUUCUGUUUACCUUGAUUUUUUGGACAAAGUUUAUGACGAUGAUGUUUUCUCUGACCAGCGUGAUGUAAUUGUGUCCUCUCUUCAUGAGUGCUGGGGUUUGUGGCUCAUGAUGAACUUCAGUGACGAAAAGCCCAUCGGGACACUGAAGGAACAGCUGAAGGUGGACUUGUCAAAUGCAAAGAAAACUCUUUUGAGUAAACAGUCCCCAUCAUCCAUGGUCUACUUUUGCAUCAGGUCUGGAAACAAUCUCCGUGAGAAGGGAUGUCUUUCUGAGAGCAUUGAGAUGUACACCAAAGCUCUGGAAAAAGAUGCAUCUGGAGAGAUUAUUCCUUUCUAUAAUCGUGCACUGGCCACUAUUAAGAAGAAAGACACUGGCUACAUUGCUAAAGCGCUGACUGAUCUGAAAAGGGCUGACAAUGCAAUAGAUUCAUAUAAGUUACAUCUGGCAACAGUUUGGACUCAUGUCAAAUCAUCAAUGCAAGAGCCAAAAAUGGAAGGCGAUGCUUUACUCACCAAACAGUUUCGAAUGAAGUGUAUGAUUGUAGACCUACUUAAGAUGAACAUUCAAGACUGUGUAAUGAAGCUGAAGAGCGCUGAAAGCAGAAGAGGGGAAGUAAGACUUUCUGAAAAACAUACAAUUUUUCUUUCAGAAGACUUCAUGCAGUGGGCUAUAAGAAGAACAGGUAUCAGCCUGGCUGAAAUCAUUGCACUUUCUCUGAUAAAUGCCUUUAAAACGAGGGCUGAAAUCAAACAAGAAGAUUUGAACCUGACUGAAAAUUUUGCUAAAUUUUGGGCAGAACACUUUGUGCAGAGGGCUGAAAACAGAGAAAGAGAUGUGGACCAGCCUGAAAGAGAUUCUGGUAGAAGGUCUUCUUCAUUUCUGCCUGAUAACUUUCAGGCAGAAGACCUUAUUCAGAGUUCUGUGAGAGUUUUGAUAGAGCUGCUAAUGGAAUUUGAACAUAUCAUGUUUUUAGGUCUUGACACCAUUUUCUGUUUGGAGGUCAUACUUCCUCACAGUGGCUUUUUUUCAAAGCUAUUUAAUCUCUUUUGAAUUGUGACAGUUCUUGGCCCUGUGCAGUGACAUGCACAGGGCCUGUCGUGGAUAUAAAGUGACAGGUGACUAGAUGAUUUAAAGCCAAUAGUUCAUGUUUUUGUUUUGUAAUUUAAAAGACUAUAAUAAUGAUAUAUCUAAGACUAAUGAAAAUGUGUAUCAUGAUGCGGUAUAAUUUUACAAUUUGCUUAUUAAACACACGUACAUUGUAAAAUAUGAAUUUGUUUUUACAAAUUGAGUGCAAUAUAAUUUUCCAGUAAUUUUACACUUUUUUAUUUAAAAAGUUUCAUAAAACGACAUGCAUUUACGUGAAAUUCACAUUUUUUCCAGUUCUUUUACAAAUUAUAUACUGUAUGUUACUGAAAAACACUAUAUAGCCAUUUUGCCACACUUCAUUCUAAACCAACAUCAGAUGUCACUUUUUGCCACCUCUGAGAAGUAUGCAAACUUUCAUGUCUCCUGUGACCUUCAGUUGGUGUUUCAAGUAAUGUUUAGGUUGACUUUUUAUUUGUUAACUAUUUAAAUACAAUUUCUAUUCAUUUUGUUCAUUGAAGACACGUUUUCUUUUGUGGGUUAUGUUAUUGAAUAAAAGCUCUGC
This is a messenger RNA of Triplophysa rosa, 4424 nucleotides long. RefSeq names its product protein translocase subunit SecA. Gene Ontology annotation, molecular function: ABC-type protein transporter activity; ATP binding. Gene Ontology annotation, biological process: protein import; protein targeting. The transcript is spliced from 2 exons. The record is from RefSeq and is a predicted model, not a curated record. The coding region runs from base 149 to 3826 and encodes 1225 amino acids. Gene Ontology annotation, cellular component: membrane. NCBI's taxonomy places the organism in Eukaryota, Metazoa, Chordata, Actinopteri, Cypriniformes, Nemacheilidae.